UAAGAACUGGCUCGUAAUCGACUAAGGUCCUAACAGCAGCACGUUUUGUCUUUUCUAAGAUUUGUUUAACAUCUUGAGACCGGAUGCUGUAAUUAUUAUUAAUUUAUUUAUUAUCUUAUUAGUAGAAAAAAAUGGUCACAAUCAGUAAAAAACCAUUUUUCUCUAUGACUUGUUUUCGAAAUCUUAAUAAAAAAUUUUUACAAGAAUGAAUCAUCGUUCAUGAUUGACAAAUUAAAGUGAUGCUCAAUACCUUUCAAUUUUCUCAAUAAAGAAGAAAGUAAAGUAAAACGCUGUUAAAAAAUUUAUUUAGUACAGUAUUAGAGAAUAUAGUGUGACAAGUAUAUUGGUUGAAGAAGAGAUCAACGAAAUAAGUGUACAAAAAGUAUAUGAUUUUCUUUGUGUAGUUUAUCGUAUUAGUUUAUUUAUUUUCUUUAAAAGAAGUGUUAAUCUAAAAAGGUUCCGCAAAAUUUUUUUAUAAGCUAGAGCUUACACUCUUUAAAAUAACUAUUAUCAAUAAAAAUUCCACUUAAUUCUACUCUUUGUAGCAGAGUAUGAAGUUACAAAAGGAAUAUAAGAAAUUUAGUAUAUAGACUUUUAUUAUCUUGCGUUAUAAGUUUUGAAAUUAAAUAAAACAGUAACUUUCACAAUGUGUGAAAAUGUACAUUCUUGGCGUGGAGGUGAUUUGGAAAUUUGGCAUCGUAGAAGUCACCAGUUAUCCAGCUAGCGUUGCAGAAAAUCACCGACUAGAGCGCUUGCUGUCUUACUCUUAUAGCGAAAAAGCGUGGCAAGACUUGACCAUUCAGCUUAUUCUAUCGUUUGAUCUGUGACAAAACAAGCAAAUGCGCCCCAUGAUUGCAGAGUACGAUUCGAAGAAGCAUGGCGUAAGGACUGGAUUAUCUGACAUGGUUUUAAUUAACUACAAAUGUGAAAAGAAUAAUCUACCUCUUACACUUUUAAAUGGAUCAACACUACCAUUAGUAGAAAGACAAAGUGAUGAAGAAUGUGAUUUAUACAACCCAUUUGAAAAUAGACGGUUAACUCAUCCAACAAGCGAUGUAGAUACUCUUAUUCAUCUGCUAAAAGGCAGUUUAGGGACGGGAAUUCUUGCUAUGCCAGCGGCAUUUAAAAGUGCUGGUCUUUUUUUUGGAUUAUUUGCCACUUUUUUCAUUGGUGCAAUUUGUACUUAUUGUGUGCAUAUAUUAGUUAAAUGUGCACACAUUCUUUGUAAAAGAACGCAAACACCAAGUUUAGGAUUUGCUGAGGUGGCAGAGGCUGCUUUUCUUGCUGGCCCAGAACCAGCGCAAAAAUAUGCUAGAUUAGCAAAAGCCACAAUAAACACAUUUUUAGUGUUAGACCUUAUUGGAUGUUGCUGUGUUUACGUUGUCUUCGUUUCAACAAACAUUAAGCAGGUAGCUGAUAAUUAUAUGGAAUAUCAUUGGGAUGUCAGAAUUUAUAUGGCUAUUCUGUUACCACUUCUGAUUGCUUUCUCUUUGGUUAGAAAUCUGAAGUAUCUAGCACCGUUUUCUAUGAUAGCCAAUUUUUUAAUUGCUGCUGGACUAAGCAUAACAUUCUACUACAUUUUUACUGACCUGCCUUCACUAAAGGAGGUGAAAAAGUUCUCCAGUGUAUCUCAAUUGCCACUCUUUUUUGGAAUCGCUAUUUUUGCCUUAGAAGGAAUUGGAGUUGUUAUGCCCUUAGAAAAUAAUAUGAAAACUCCAGCACACUUUAUUGGAUGUCCAGGAGUACUUAACAUAGGAAUGUUUUUCGUGGUAACAUUAUACAGUUUUGUUGGAUUUUUUGGAUAUUUAAAGUAUCAAGAGAAAACAAACGGCUCUAUCACCUUAAACUUAGAUCAAGAAGACAUUCUGGCUCAAGCAGUGAAAAUUAUGAUAGCAGCUGCAAUAUUUUUUACGUAUGGUCUUCAAUUUUAUGUACCAAUGGAGAUUAUUUGGAAAAAUAUCAGACAUCUUUUCAGUGGAGAAAAAAUGAUUGCUGAGUAUGUAAUUCGAAUUAUUUUAGUCACUUUUACCGUUAGCAUGGCCAUUGCAAUCCCAAAUCUUGGACCAUUUAUUUCCUUAGUUGGAGCACUAUGCUUAUCUACAUUAGGGCUUAUGUUUCCUUCAAUCAUCGAGCUUGUUACCGUGUGGGAACAAGAACGUGGACUUGGAUACCUUUAUUGGAGACUUUGGAAGAAUAUUUUUAUAAUAGCAUUUGGAAUACUAGGUUUAUUUACUGGUACCUAUACUAGUCUAUGUGAAAUAACUUCAAAUAGCAACUAGAAUUGUCAAAGUAGGUUGUAAUUUUUUGAAAAUUAAAAUUUUUAACCGUUUAAAUAAAUUUUUUUUUUUGUUAUGCUUACUGAUGUAUAUGAUCUUAUAUGCAUUAAUGCGUGGUAAUAUGAACAUGUAAGUGUACAUAUUUAUAUACAUAGAAGAAAUAAAGAAGAAGAAUUGUAUUAUAA
Copidosoma floridanum is the source of this 2461-nucleotide messenger RNA. RefSeq names its product proton-coupled amino acid transporter-like protein pathetic. Gene Ontology annotation, molecular function: L-amino acid transmembrane transporter activity. The record is from RefSeq and is a predicted model, not a curated record. Gene Ontology annotation, cellular component: vacuolar membrane. Gene Ontology annotation, biological process: amino acid transmembrane transport. Lineage: Eukaryota; Metazoa; Arthropoda; Insecta; Hymenoptera; Encyrtidae.